AUGACAUCCAAGCGGGGAUCCUUUGGUGCCACGGUGGCCGUGGGCUUGGCCCUUGUGGCUGCCUGGAGCUGCCUCUGGAGACAUGAAGAGGACUUCGUGAGCGGUGUGUCGGUGCAGCCCCGCGAGUCCUUGAUGACCCGCUGCGCGGUGGACAAGGCGAUGAAGGAUCGCAUCGCGUCUUUGGCGAAGACCGCCAAGCUCACCGAUGCCAUGCGCGUGGUCGCUGCCGCCAAGGUCCGCAACGCCCAGAACGGCGUAGAGAAGCAGCGUCCGUUCACCGACGAGCUCCUGAGCAUGAUCAAAGGCUUAGUAAAGCGACUCAAAGGCAGCGGCUUUGAGGCAGAGCUUCCCAUGCUGCGAGUGCCAGAGAAGGUCAAGAAUGUCGGCAUCUUGAUGAUCACGGCCAAUCGAGGACUCUGCGGGGCCUACAACACCUUCAUCAUCAAGAAGGUCCAGGCCCGUAUCGAGGACCUGAACAAGCAAGGCAUCGUGCCGAAGCUGUUUAUUGUUGGCAAGAAGGGUCUGGCUUCCCUGCAGACGCGUCUGGCCAAGGGCGUGGAGUACAACUACACCGACGAGUGGUUCACCAUGCCCGACACCAUCAGGGCGAAGGAUUCCGCCGAGAUUGCGGAGGUGUUGCAGAACUACUUCUUGAGCGGAGAGGUGGACAAGAUUGAGAUUGCCUACGGCCGAUUCAUCAACCUGCUCAACAACGAGCCCUCGCUCCGAACUCUUUUGCCCCUCUCGCCCACGGGCAUCGAGGACCCCGAGGAUGAGACCUUCAAAAUGACCACUGAAGAAGGCAAGCUGAAGGUGGAGAAGACGAAGGUGAAGGCUCCUAAGGCCAAAGAGAUCGAGGCAGAUGUGAUCUUCGACCAGCCGCCAGAGGUCAUCCUGAACUCCAUGCUCCCGCUCUACCUGAACUCGCAGAUCCUUUCCUUGAUGUUCGAUUCGCAGGCGUCUGAGCUUUCGGCACGAAUGUCUGCCAUGAAGGUCGCUACGGACAACGCGAACGAUCUGCAGAAGAAGCUCAUCCUCAUCUACAACAAGAAGCGCCAGGCUGCUAUCACUGCAGAGUUGUGUGAGGUGACGGCAGCCGCCGUGGCGCUGGAGGGAGGUGAUGCUGGCAAGGCCGGCCCGAACCUCGGUGUCAUGGACAACGAAGACACCAUCAGUGAGGACUUCAUGAAGGAGUUGGAGGAUGGCUCCAUCUCGGACACGCCGCAGAAGCCCGAGGAGAUCGGACCGACAGACCGCUGGGAGUUCAUGAAGACGCUGCCCAAGGGCGAGGGCUUCUGA
Symbiodinium necroappetens is the source of this 1299-nucleotide messenger RNA. The record is from the annotation of a GenBank genome assembly. NCBI's taxonomy places the organism in Eukaryota, Dinophyceae, Suessiales, Symbiodiniaceae.